Manihot esculenta (cassava) is the source of this 805-nucleotide messenger RNA. Its product is annotated as 40S ribosomal protein S11. Gene Ontology annotation, biological process: translation. Gene Ontology annotation, cellular component: cytosolic small ribosomal subunit; ribosome. The record is from RefSeq and is a predicted model, not a curated record. Bases 138 to 617 code for a protein of 159 amino acids. The transcript is spliced from 6 exons. Gene Ontology annotation, molecular function: structural constituent of ribosome. Lineage: Eukaryota; Viridiplantae; Streptophyta; Magnoliopsida; Malpighiales; Euphorbiaceae.
UGCUUAGGGCAACUAGAAAUUCUAGUAUAUAUGUGAUUGCGGUCUCUCCCGCUGGCUUUGGCUGGGACUAGGGUUUGGUCUGCUUAGUUAGCUUUCUUUGCGACUUCAACAUCCACGAAUCUCCUCUAUCGCUAGCCAUGGCCGAGCAGACCGAGAAGGCAUUUCUGAAGCAGCCCAAGGUAUUCCUGAGCUCGAAGAAGUCAGGAAAAGGAAAGAGACCUGGAAAGGGAGGUAAUCGAUUUUGGAAGAGCAUUGGAUUGGGCUUUAAGACACCCAGAGAGGCAAUUGAAGGGACUUACAUUGAUAAGAAAUGCCCAUUCACUGGUACUGUUUCUAUCAGAGGCCGCAUACUUGCUGGUACUUGCCACAGUGCAAAGAUGAUGAGGACCAUCAUUGUUAGACGGAAUUACCUUCAUUUCAUUAAAAAAUACCAGAGAUAUGAGAAGCGUCACUCCAAUAUUCCAGCACACAUUUCCCCAUGCUUCCGUGUGAAAGAGGGUGAUCAUGUUAGCAUUGGCCAAUGCAGGCCUUUAUCUAAGACAGUGAGGUUCAAUGUUUUAAAAGUAAUCCCAGCUGGUUCUUCUGGUGGUGGGAAGAAAGCAUUCACAGCCAUCUGAGUUUCCCAAGUUUUAGAGAUGUUUCAAUUAGUUCCUGUGAGGGAAGAUUAGUUGAGAUUUGAGUUAAGACGUUAGACAGUCUUGUUUCAAUUUUGUACUUGGGUUUUAAAUUUUUGAAUGACAAUAUAAGUUUUCUGGGAAUGAUGUUAAUUGGUGUAUUAUUCAUGCAUUAUUGUUAUUGUUUUUUC